GAUGGAGCCCGGGGAAAACGGGAUCGAAAUGGAAGAGAUCGUCAAAAAUGUGGAAUGGGUUUUGGUUGAAGUUCCUGAAAGAAAAUGGAAAAUAUCUAUUUUGGCAUCUUCUGCAGUGCUCCUGAUCAGUUCUGGAAAUCCUCGAGAAGUUUUGAAAUUGAGAAAGAACUGACCCAAAAAAUUGUAAUGAAGUUUUACAGAUAAGUAAACAGUUUGAAAACCUCAGUUAUCAAUUGAAUGGACUGUUUUACUGCGUACGCAUGUGCAUGGUAUUGUCUGAUGUUGUGCGAGUCCAAGAACAUGAUCACCAUAUUUUAAACGAUCUGUUGAUAUUGUGAUUUAACCAGGAGAUGAACUGGGAUGUUACCCUAUUACCAUCAUUAUAAAAAAGCUGCAACAAAAACAGGGAGAAAUUAGUGAAAUAAAGUAUGAAAAAAAUGAAGGUGUUGAAGCACAAGAAAAAAAUGUGGAUAAUCUAGAGGAAAAAGUAAUAGAACUUCAAAAUCAUGAGGAAAAAAAUGAAGCCUAUGAUGUCCAAGAGAAAGAAGAAGAUGGUUUAAAAACUACAAAACUGAAAGAUUCUUGUGUUGUUUCCAGUCCAUUACCAAAGAGAAAACGUGGUCGUCCUCCUAAAAAGAAAACUGGUAGUUCUACUACAACUGCAAAAGUGACCAAAUAUAUAAAAAACAGGGAGGAGAUGAUGCAGAAGAAACAUGAAAGCAUACAGAAUAAUUUGAGAACUGCUUCUGAAACUAAAGUUGAUGAAAAAGUAGAUCUUGAAGAAAUGGAAUCUGAACAGUUUAUUAAUGAUGGACAGUGUGACAUGAAUACUGCAGAUGAAGCUUUGACAGAAAAGAGCAGGUUGCAAAUAUCAGAUCUGGAAAAUAAUCUCCAGCGUCAAAGACUUUCUCGUAGAUGUAAAGAUGAUUCAAGAAUUCACUUCUCCAGUAGUCCAGACAAUAGAAAAUUACCUGCCAAGCAGCAACCUGAAGAAGAUAACACUUUUUUGUCUGAAGAUGAAGAGGACCAAGCUUAUGAUUCUGAUUCUGAUCCAGCUUGGAUGCCAGGAACAAAGGUUAGUGAAAAUUCAAAACCUCAAGGGAAUUUUCCUGGAGAAGAAAAAAGUAAAGAUAAUUUCAAGAAAAGAUGGAGAGGAACAAGAAAAAAGUCAAAAUCUCAAACACCUACAUCACGUCAAGCUAAUUCUGCUCAAAAAAGUAUAAACACUGUUGGUUUGUGUCGAAUUAAGUAUACCGAGAAAAAACAACAAAAUAAAGAAGUCCAAAAAGUGAUUAGAAAAACAAGACCUUGGACCAAAGAGUGCAGGUUUAAGCCAGGUGACUUCACCCUGCAUGUUGAUGAUAAACUUGCUAAACAUCCUCCAAUCUGGAGAAUAGAAGGAAAAACUUUGCUGCAGAGGUUUGAACCCUACAACAGUGAUGGCAAGGUGUUAUAUAAAAACUCAAGCUCUUACACUUCAUGGAACUUAAUUGAUCCGAGUCAGUAUAUUGGAGCAACAGUUCGUCUGGUUUCAAGCACUCGUGACAGUGCUGUUGUUGAGCUUCUAGAAAUUCAAGAAGAAGAGAGAAAAGAUAAUACAUCGAAUGGGGAAUCUGAUUCUGCAGUAAAGAAAGAAACAGAAUCAGAACGGGAAAGUUUUGAAAUUGUUCUGCAGGCCCUUCUCAGUCAAGUACUUGAUUCUAACUUCAUGAAUGAGAUCACUACAGAAAAUGAUGAGUACUUUCUAUCCUGUAUGAAAAGAAUUGAAGAUGUUUCAGCUGAGAAGAUGAAAACGUUACUACAGCAGUAUUCAAGUUCUUUGAAUGAAGAACUCUGUCGCUGUGCUGAGUUAUUUCCUUCUGUCAACACUACGUCUUUGAAAGAAUCAGAGUCUACUCAGUGUCAGGUGUGUAGGAAUGCCGAAGCAGAACAAAUGACUCACUUUUAUGGCCACUUGUAUGACCCAGUCACACUGAGUGAGGACCCUCCUGUGGAAGUAAAAAAACCUUUCAACACCCUCUUUCCAGUGUGUUCACAGUGUUUGGAAGUAAUAACACUCUAUAAUAAACUGUAUCAUCAUAAGUUUAACUUUCUACUCAAAUGUCGUAUUAAAGUCAGUACUGUGCGAGCUGGGGAUGAAAGUAAGGCAUCUAGUGUCAUCUUAGAAGAAUGUUUAGAAGACACUUCGUGGGUUAGCAAGAUGUAUGGUGAAUUGGUGGAAAUGUGGAACAAGUGUGAAAAACAGAGGUGACAAGUGUCAUCUACCAAAAUAUUUUAUAAAUAUACAUCCAAAUAAAAGUAAAGAAAUUGUGAAAAGAUUGUGAGACAUUAAAAUAUCAUGCUUAAACAUGUCCAUAUGUUUGUUUUCUUGUUUUACAUCUUCCUUGUGUCAUGUUUCAGUCCAUCACUAAUCAUGCAAACCAUUCUAAUACACAUACUUUUCUACUUUAUGGUUUCUUUCUCCAUUUCCAUGAUGUUGAGACAAAAAUAUGUGUUAUGUUAGACUAGAAUAGAAUAAAUAAUGUGUAUUGGUGCAUAUACCUUUGAUUUGAUGUAAAAUAAAAUUCAAAAUAUAUUGAAGUUUGAUUAUCAUUUCAUUGAUUUUUGGUGUCAUUUUCUUAUGAUCUAUUAUAUCUCACAUUAGAGAAUUUUUUAGUAUGACAUGAACGAACAUUGCUCUCCAUUAGGCUUAAGAAUUUUUGUGUGUAAUGACAACUGUAUUUCAAUGAAAGUGAAAAUGCUUGAUUCAAAACUUCACUUAUCCUCACUUUUUGUAUUUUUUAUGUAAUCAUAUAGUUUUAAUUAACAUUUUUGUAUUCACAGGUUUAUCAGUGAAAGGAUUUACUUAUUACUUUAUGCUGACUUAUGUAUCUACAUCUUUGUAGUUGUAUGUUGAAUAUUUAAUUUUAGAACUAGUAAUUUUAUUAACUUCUUUGUUUUUUCUUUUGCAAAAGUUUUAAUGUCCAGUUCACAAACUUCUCUUUAUACACUGUCUUUUAAGAAAGAACAUGCAUUUUAUUAGGAUAUUAACAUAAUUUAUAACAUCAAAAUAUUCUACCUACAGUUAAGUCCCCUGCGAGGCAGUUAUAAUUUUAAUCACAUACAGUGUUAAAAUGUGUAGAAUCUAUGGUUCAGUUAACUGUGCACUAAAAUAAAAUAAGACAAAAGUAAUUUAUAUUUAUAAUUUUCAGUGUUAAAUAUUAAUCAUUUAAAUCAAAAAUGUUGAACAUUACUUGACAUUUUCUAGCUCUUUGCAGUAAAUUAAAAGCAGAUGAUGAUCGAAAUAUCAAUAAAGUUUUCAAAGUAAAACUCCUGGUUCCUUUUGUAAUUCUGUAAUAUCCAUAGUUUUAUGUGAUUUUUAACAUUAUAAAGGUGCAUGUGUAUAAACUUGUACCUUUUCUUUAGUAUGUUGAUUAAAACUAAAAAUAAGA
Molecule: messenger RNA, 3431 nt
Organism: Limulus polyphemus (Atlantic horseshoe crab)
Lineage: Eukaryota; Metazoa; Arthropoda; Merostomata; Xiphosura; Limulidae
Exons: 14
Coding region: 698-2251 (517 amino acids)
Cellular component (GO): nucleus
Source: RefSeq, a predicted model, not a curated record